GACGCCUCAACUUUCUUGUUUUCCCGCGUAAACUGUUACGAAUGCGUACCGGUUGUUUUCAGUCGUGUUUGUGUAUAUAAAUUUUAUAAUCGUGAAGAUAUUUGUAAAAAUAUUUGUAAACAGUAUUGUGUUAAAACAGUAAAAUUAAUCGGAAAAAAUGGAUAUUGAUCGAGAUCAAAGAUUAGAAGAAAUACAAAGAGAGUAUAUGGAUUUUUUAGAUGAUAUGGAAGAUCAAGGCAUUUAUACUACUCUUGUUAAAAAUAUGAUUGAAGAAAACAAUCGCAGACUGUAUGUAAAUGUUAAUGAUUUACGAAGAAAGAAUCCUACUCGUGCAGCGAGUCUAUUAAAUAAUUCUUUUGAAGAACAUCAAGCUUUCCAAAAUGCAUUAAAGCAAUUUGUUGCAAGCAUUGACACAGAGUAUGCAAAACAAAAUAUAGAUUUUUUUAUAGCAUUUGAAGGAAGUUUUGGAAAUAAACAUGUUACACCAAGAACCCUUACAUCACGCUUUUUAGGUAACUUGGUAUGUGUAGAAGGUAUUGUUACAAAAUGUUCCUUGGUACGUCCAAAGGUUGUGAGAAGUGUUCAUUAUUGCAAUGUAACACAUACAGUAAUUGAACGAACAUAUACUGACUUUACUUCAUUUGAAGCAUUUCCACAGUCUGCUGUGUACCCAACUACAGAUGAAGAUGGUAAUCCAUUAGAAACAGAAUUUGGCCUUUCUACAUACAAAGAUCAUCAGACAUUAACAAUUCAAGAAAUGCCAGAAAAAGCACCAACCGGUCAGCUACCAAGAAGUAUAGAUGUUGUAUGCGAUAAUGAUUUAGUAGAUAUUUGUAAACCUGGAGACAGAGUUCAGAUUGUUGGAAGCUUCAGAUGUCUACCUGGUAAACAAGGAGGAUAUACAACAGGAACUUUCAGAUCGAUCUUAAUUGCUAACAAUAUCAUGCAAUUAAGCAAAGAAGCUAAUCUAACUAUUUCUCAUGAUGAUAUUGCUAAGUGUAAAAAACUUGCAAAAAACAAUCCUUGUAAAAAUAUCUUUGAAUUACUUGCUAGAUCACUAGCACCUUCCAUUCAUGGUCAUGAUUAUGUGAAGAAAGCAAUUUUAUGUUUAUUACUUGGUGGUGUUGAGAAAUUAUUACCUAAUGGUACAAGAUUAAGAGGAGAUAUUAAUGUUUUGCUCAUUGGUGAUCCAUCUGUUGCAAAGUCGCAACUUCUGCGCUACGUUUUGUGUACAGCUCCAAGAGCAAUACCAACUACUGGUAGAGGAUCAUCUGGUGUGGGUUUAACAGCCGCAGUGACUAUAGAUAAUGAGACAGGAGAACGUCGGCUUGAAGCUGGGGCUAUGGUAUUAGCGGAUCGCGGAAUUAUUUGUAUAGAUGAAUUUGAUAAAAUGUCAGACAUUGACAGAACAGCUAUUCAUGAAGUGAUGGAACAAGGAAAAGUAACAAUUGCUAAAGCUGGAAUACAUGUUAGCUUAAAUGCAAGAUGUUCAGUGCUGGCAGCUGCAAAUCCAGUUUAUGGAAGAUACGAUCAAUAUAAGACACCAAUGGAAAAUAUUGGACUCCAGGAUUCAUUGCUUUCACGUUUCGAUUUAUUAUUUGUUAUGCUAGACAUUGUGGAUUCUGAACAAGAUCAAAUAAUCAGUGACCAUGUUGUUAGAAUGCACAGGUUUAGAAGUACAAAAGAAAAAGAUGGAGAGGCAUUACCUCUAGGCAGUAAAGUAGAUAUAUUAAGUACAAAAAAUCCAGAUCAAAUUCUUCCUGAUGAAAAUGACACUCAAGUUUACCAAAAAUAUGAUCCCUUAUUGCAUGGAUUAUUGCAAUCUAAAAGCGAUCAAUUACUAACUAUAAGUUUUAUGAGGAAAUAUAUUCACAUAGCUCGUUGUAUGAAACCAAAGCUUACAGAGGAAGCUAGUGAAGUAAUUGCUUCCGAAUAUUCAAAAUUACGAUCUGAAGAAUCGAUAAGUUCUGAUGUUGCAAGGACUCAACCAGUAACAGCUCGUACUUUAGAAACAUUGAUUCGAUUGUCUACUGCACAUGCAAAGGCUCGUUUAUCAAAAAACGUUACCGCAGAUGAUGCGCAUGCAGCAAUAGAAUUGGUAGAAUUUGCCUAUUUCAAACGAGUUCUGGAAAAAGAAAGGAAGAAACGAAGGCGACAUGAUAGCGAAGAAAGUGCAGGUGGAGACGAGGAGAACGAAAUCAAGAAGAAACGUACAAAGAAGAAUAACGCGGGAGAACAAGAUCCAUAUGAUUUUGAAAGCGAUGAUGACAGCCACAUUGAUGAAGCUGCAAAAAGAAUUACUAGGUCGCAAAUGAAAUCGACUGAUUCAAGUCAGCCAUCAGCACCAGAUUCUGAUCAAACUGUAGAAUCAGAAACUACUGCAACUAUCACUGAAGAAAGAUUGAAGGUUUUCAGAGCACUUCUUCAUAAAUUGUUCCAACAACAAAGGGCACAAUCACUUUCAUUAUCAACAGUACGCGAAUAUAUCAAUACUCAACAAAGUCAAGAAUUUACAUCGAACGAAAUUACCGCUGCAAUUAACAAAAUGUCUGAUGCGAAUCAAAUUAUGGCCGCAGAUGAUAAUAUCUUCCUUAUGUAAAAUGUAUUUGGUACUGUAAGUUAUCCUGUAUUUUUUAGAUUAUGGAUAAUUGUAAAUUUGUUA
Molecule: messenger RNA, 2662 nt
Organism: Bombus pascuorum
Lineage: Eukaryota; Metazoa; Arthropoda; Insecta; Hymenoptera; Apidae
Gene: Mcm3
Product: DNA replication licensing factor Mcm3
Exons: 11
Coding region: 158-2599 (813 amino acids)
Biological process (GO): DNA strand elongation involved in DNA replication; double-strand break repair via break-induced replication; mitotic DNA replication initiation
Cellular component (GO): nucleus; MCM complex
Molecular function (GO): single-stranded DNA binding; single-stranded DNA helicase activity; ATP hydrolysis activity
Source: RefSeq, a predicted model, not a curated record